AUGGCGGUGGCGAUCGCGGAGUCUCCGUUCCAUGUCUUGGCCGUGGAUGACAGCGUCCUUGACAGGAAGCUCAUUGAGAGGCUCCUCAAGACAUCUUCUUUCCAAGUUACCACCGUGGAUUCCGGGACCAAGGCUCUCGAGUUCUUGGGGCUCCAUGGCGAGGACGCCUCCAUUUCUUCUGUCCAUGCAGACCAGCUGGACGUCGAGGUGAACGUGAACCUCAUCAUCACCGACUACUGCAUGCCUGGGAUGACAGGAUACGAUCUGCUCAAGAAGAUCAAGGAGUCGUCGUCUUUCAAAGACAUCCCGGUUGUGAUCAUGUCAUCGGAGAACAUACCUUCCAGAAUCAACAGAUGCCUGGAGGAAGGAGCAAAUGAGUUCUUCCUGAAACCAGUACGGCUAUCAGACAUGAGCAAGCUCAAGCCCCACAUAAUGAAAAGCAGAUGCAAAGAGCACUGCCACCAGGACGAAGACCUGCUAAGCAACAGCGAGACCAACCCCACAAACAACAGCAGCAGCAGCAGCGAUACCAUUACCAUCAGCAGCAGUAACCCCACGGACAACAGCAGCGGCGAUACCAUCAGCAGCAGCAACCCCACGGAUAACAGCAGCGGUGAGAGCAGCAACAUCCACAAAAGAAAGGCGGCAGAUGACGAAAUUUUAACCAAGACAAGCAGACCAAACCACAGUUGUUAG
Molecule: messenger RNA, 696 nt
Organism: Triticum turgidum subsp. durum (durum wheat)
Lineage: Eukaryota; Viridiplantae; Streptophyta; Magnoliopsida; Poales; Poaceae
Source: the annotation of a GenBank genome assembly